This is a messenger RNA of Salvelinus sp. IW2-2015, 1136 nucleotides long. It is a transcript of the gene gemin7, whose product is annotated as gem (nuclear organelle) associated protein 7. Lineage: Eukaryota; Metazoa; Chordata; Actinopteri; Salmoniformes; Salmonidae. Gene Ontology annotation, cellular component: SMN-Sm protein complex. The record is from RefSeq and is a predicted model, not a curated record. Gene Ontology annotation, biological process: spliceosomal snRNP assembly.
UACAUUUUCCGGUCACAUUUAACAGAGGGACAACAAAAUGUACAGCGUGCAUACUCAAACGAACCUCAUAAAACGUUCUCUUUGGCCAACUUCAAAGAUAAUCUGCUUACUCUGAGUCGAGCGACAAAAACUCGAAAUGAGUACGCUCGUGACAGUGCUUCGCCUCCCGAGAGGACCUGAUCCGAAUGGCCGCGGAUUCGACCCGAACUCACCCCGUUUCGUCGCGCUGUGUCCAACUACUAUUUCAGCUUCGACUGAAACAGGGACUGACUCUGUCGAAAUUGGAGAAGAGCAGCGUGCACGGUCGGCUUUGAGAGAAAGCUUCCUGAGAACGCUCAUAGCCAUGACCAAUAAGCAGGUGCAAUUCCACAUGUACGAGAGAGUCAAGGUUGAGGCGAAGUUUGGAGCGUCGGACAUUGACGUGCUCAACUUCCAAGUUUCCGAACUACAGACUCCCAUUGGGGUGCAGAAAGAAGCUCUGCUCAGGUGCCAGGAUGUCAUUUCAUACUCGUUUGAUCUCUGAACAGUGCUUUUCACCAAUUUGUGCUGUUCACUUAUUUGUGCUGGUUUUGAGUAGAUAUCCAACAAACUGAAUCUGAUUUGAACUGUUAUUUCUAAUUUGGUUUUGGGGAGUCAAUGAUAACAGUUCCAUUGCUACACAGUGUUCUGUCUGGGUGAAUAUGUAGUAAGAUGUUACCAUGUAUUAUUCUGUUACUUUGAGUAAGAGGUAGACUUGUCACUGCCAUAUGUUAUGUUUAUGUGGCCAGCCAGGUAUUGAGAACACUGAUAUACCAUAUGUCUAUGAUUUUUGUUUCGUAGUUUCCAAUUCAAUGUACCUCCACUGGAGGGAGAUGUCAGCACUGUCUUUACAACCGGUAUGUCAGGGGGGCACCCAUACCACCAGGUUCUCUGACUCAGCUGUCCAGUCCAUUUCAUUAGGAAGAGAUGGAAACAAACAUGUCUUCAGGUGGAAAUUGGAUAUAAUUGUCUGGAAACUUGAAUCUUGCCAUUAUUUUGUGAUUACAGGACAAUGUGGUUCUUGUCUUCCUUUUCAUAAGAUCUGUUGCUGAGAUAUGUUUACCAAUGGGCAUAUGCAUUUUUUUUUUUUACUUUGAAUAAACAUUCUGUCACUUGCA